Molecule: messenger RNA, 1101 nt
Organism: Colletotrichum abscissum
Lineage: Eukaryota; Fungi; Ascomycota; Sordariomycetes; Glomerellales; Glomerellaceae
Exons: 2
Coding region: 1-1101 (366 amino acids)
Source: RefSeq, a predicted model, not a curated record
AUGUCCGACGACGAGCCCGACCUCGAACUCCUGGCCCUCCUCCGCCAGCGGUUCCAGGGGAAGCUCAACAUCGACGAUGAGCCCGAGACGGGCGUCCUCGACGGCGCCGAGUUCGUCUACGACAACUCCAUCGACGUCGCCAUCGACAUGAGGGCCACAAAGAGGGCCGCCGCCACCAUCUACGCCCAGAUGGAACAGAAGAAGUACUCAACCUCCACCUGGGCAGAGCACGAGCUGCACCCAAAGACUAAAGACGAGAGCACCGCCGCCUUCAUCUUCACCAUGGACCUGCUCAACUUCUGCUUCUGGUCAGAGAAGCCCGAGGACGAGAGGUACGCCGUCGAGUACCGCGGCAAGACCUGGACGGGCUACUGGAGCAUGGUCGCCUCGCUGCAGCGCGCCCUCGAGGAAGGCAUCCCCAUCACCAGCUCCGAUUUUUGGCAGAGCAAGGACGAAUGCAACUUGGAGGUUCUCAGACACGUCUUCCGCUCCAAGACGGAGGAGGAGAUGCCCCUUCUUGAGGAGCGCUUGGCGUGCUUGCGGGAAGCCGGCACUGUCUUGUAUGAGAGGUACAGUUGCAGCGUGACGAAACUGGUCGAGGCCGCCAACGGGUCGGCCGCACGGCUUGUGAACUUGCUCGCCCGCGAUUUUGACUGUUUCCGCGAUGAGCACAAGUUCGACGGCCGUCGGAAGCCGGUGAGAAUCCUCAAGAGAGCGCAGAUCCUCGUGGCCGACAUCUGGGCAUGCUUUGGCGGUGAGGGCAUUGGUGCCUUUAAGGAUAUCGACAAGAUCACCAUGUUCGCCGACUACCGGGUCCCGCAGAUUCUCAGCACCAUGGGUUGUUUGUAUUAUAGCCCUUCGCUGGCGACGGCUAUCACUGAUAAGCGGGUUAUUGAGAGCGGGUCGAGGUUGGAGUUGCAAUUGAGAGCGUGCAGUAUUUGGUGCGUUGAGCUCAUCAAACGGGAGAUCCAGAGGGACCACCCUGGGACGAGCGUCAAUGCCAUUUUGAUCGAUUUCUUUCUGUAUGAUACCAUGAAGGAGCUGGAGGCCGCUGGCACGGAGACGAUAGGACAUCACAGAACGCGGAGUAUUUGGUACUGA